This is a messenger RNA of Punctularia strigosozonata HHB-11173 SS5, 591 nucleotides long. RefSeq names its product pali-domain-containing protein. NCBI's taxonomy places the organism in Eukaryota, Fungi, Basidiomycota, Agaricomycetes, Corticiales, Punctulariaceae. The transcript is spliced from 3 exons. Gene Ontology annotation, cellular component: growing cell tip; cell division site; plasma membrane. Bases 1 to 591 code for a protein of 196 amino acids. The record is from RefSeq and is a predicted model, not a curated record.
AUGGGCGCCUCCGCCGCUUAUCCUGGUCUCUUCUUCUGCUUCGCCGCAAUGGUGCUGCUCAUCUUCGUCUCCGUCGGUGCCCCCACGUGGGACAAGAUUGGCUUCCUCAAGGCGAACAUCGAUGGGACUAAACGCUUUGGUGUGUUCGGCUACACUGGCACGUCGUCCACCGUGGGGUGGCACUUCCAGCAAAGCAUACUUGGGUUUGAUGACCAUCGUCUGAACCACGGAGUGGUACACAAUCUUACCUUUGUCCUCAUCCUGCUUCCCAUAGCGGCAGGCCUGUCCGGUCUCGCCGUAUUGUUCGGACUGUGUGGCGCACACUAUCACCGCUCCGGUACAGUGUUCAUGUCCCUCGCCGCUGCCCUUGCCACGCUUUGCACCCUUGUCGGCUUCAUCAUUGAGCUAGUGUUAUUCGGCAUCGCCGAGCACGAAUUCCACAAACGCGGCUUCAGCGCCAAGUACGACAAUGCGACUUGGAUGACGCUUGGCGCGCUCGUGGCCUUGCUGGUGGGCUGGUGCACGUCGCUCUUCGGCGUUUUCGGCCACUACAGGAGAAGGAGGGCUGCAUACCCUGCCAAUAGCUACUAA